AUGCAGUUCUUCGCCGUCACCUUCACCGCCGCUCUCCUCUCCGCCCUGGCCGGCGCUGUCCCACUUCCCCAGGCCCCCUCAGGCGCCAUCCCCACUGGUGCCGCUCCCACUGAUAUCCCCACCGGUGCUGCUCCCAGCGGAGCAUUCCCCACCUUUGCCAUUCCCAGCGGUGGCUUCCCAUCCGGCGCCAUUCCCUCUGGCCCCGCCCCCACUGGGGCUUUCCCCACCGGCGUCUUCCCUACUGGUGGCUUCCCUUCCGGUGCUGUUCCUACCGCUAGCGGUGUCUUCGCGCCUCAGGCAUUCGGCACUGGAACUGGUGUCCCAAUUGCUACUAGCAUCCCAGUAGCUACUGGUGCCCCAAUCGUGGGGCUUUCUCGACUGGUGCUGUCCCGACUGGCACUACUGGAGGUGCUGCGCCAUCUGGUGGUCCUGGACACGGUGGUCACCACGGCGGACCUGGUGGACGUAACUAGAUUGUUGAAGAUUUGUUAG
Messenger RNA from Morchella importuna, 492 nucleotides. RefSeq lists its product as uncharacterized. The transcript has 3 exons. The record is from RefSeq and is a predicted model, not a curated record. Bases 1 to 492 code for a protein of 163 amino acids. Lineage: Eukaryota; Fungi; Ascomycota; Pezizomycetes; Pezizales; Morchellaceae.